AUGAACCACGGUAGUGGGCCAAAUGACUCGGGCCAGCCCAGUUUCUCCAUUGCAAUUUGUUCCUUCUUCUUCCCCUUCUGUAACACUCCAUCGUCGUCGUCGUCGUCUCUAAAUGCGAAAAUCCGAACCCCUCUUCUUCUCCCUUCUCCUCCACCGCAAACCCUUCUCUUCCUCUUCCUCUUCUCUCCCAACCCAAAUCUUCACCAUCCUCUCACGUCCCCGCUGGCGAAAAGACCCUUCCCUCAAAACCCUAAUCCCCUCCCUAACCCCUUCCCUCCUCUGCUCCCUCUUCAACCUCAACCCCGACCCCCUCACCGCCCUCAACUUCUUCCGAUGGAUCCGCCGCCACCACAACUUCCCCCACUCCCUCGCCACCCACCACUCUCUCCUCCUCCUCCUCGUCCGUCACAGAACCCUCCGCGCCGCUGAGAAUGUCCGCAACUCCAUGAUCAAGUCCUGCACCUCCCCGCACGACGCCACCUUCCUCCUCAACCUCCUCCGCCGAAUGAACACCGCCGCCGCCGCCGCUGAUCACCAACACCAGCUCGCGUUCAAGCUCUCCCUCACUUCCUACAACAGGCUCCUCAUGUGCCUCUCGCGUUUCUCCAUGGUUGAUGAAAUGAUAAGCUUGUAUAAGGAGAUGUUAACUGAUAAUGGUAAUAGUGUUUUCCCUAACCUGAUAACGUUGAAUACCAUGUUGAAUUCUUAUUGCAAGCUGGGGAACAUGGCUGUGGCGAGGCUUUUCUUCGUUAGGAUACUGAGAUGUGAACCUGGUCCUGAUUUGUUUACGUACACUUCGUUGGUUUUGGGUUAUUGUAGAAACGAUGAUGUUGAGAGAGCUUGUGGAGUUUUUUGUGUUAUGCCGCGGAGGAAUGCGGUUUCGUAUACUAAUCUUAUACACGGGCUCUGUGAGGCUGGGAAGCUUCACGAGGCUCUUGAGUUCUGGGCGCGGAUGAGGGAGGAUGGUUGUUUCCCCACGGUCAGGACUUAUACCGUUCUUGUUUGCGCGUUGUGUGAGUCGGGGAGGGAGCUAGAGGCUUUGAGUCUCUUUGGGGAGAUGAGGGAAAGAGGCUGUGAGCCUAAUGUUUAUACUUAUACCGUGUUGAUUGAUUACUUGUGUAAGGAGGGUAGGAUGGACGAGGCGUUGAAGAUGUUGAAUGAGAUGGUGGAGAAAGGCGUGGCUCCUAGUGUUGUCCCGUUCAAUGCCUUGAUUGGUAGUUAUUGCAAACGGGGGAUGAUGGAGGAUGCCGUGGGGGUUUUGGGUUUGAUGGAGUCGAAGAAAGUUUGCCCGAAUGUGCGCACAUAUAAUGAGUUGAUUUGUGGGUUUUGUCGGGGUAAAAGUAUGGAUAGGGCAAUGGCGCUGCUAAAUAAAAUGGUUGAAAGUAAGCUCUCGCCUGAUGUUGUUACAUAUAACACAUUAAUCCAUGGGCUGUGUGAAGUGGGUGUAGUAGAUAGUGCUUCUCGCCUGUUUCGUUUGAUGAUUAGAGAUGGCUUCAGUCCAGAUCAGUGGACUUUUAAUGCUUUUAUGGUUUGCCUCUGCAGAAUGGGCAGAGUUGGAGAAGCUCAUCAGAUCUUGGAGUCCCUCAAGGAAAAACAUGUCAAAGCAAAUGAACAUGCAUAUACAGCCUUGAUUGAUGGAUACUGCAAAGCUGGGAAAAUUGAACAUGCUGCUUCAUUGUUCAAAAGGAUGCUUGCUGAGGAAUGUUUGCCCAACUCAAUCACAUUCAAUGUAAUGAUUGAUGGCUUACGCAAAGAGGGUAAAGUGCAAGAUGCAAUGUUGUUGGUGGAAGACAUGGCAAAGUUUGAUGUGAAGCCCACUCUUCAUACUUAUAAUAUUCUUGUUGAGGAAGUGUUGAAGGAAUAUGACUUUGACCGUGCUAAUGAGAUUCUCAACCGACUCAUUUCAUCUGGUUAUCAGCCUAAUGUGGUCACGUAUACUGCAUUUAUUAAGGCAUAUUGCAGCCAAGGAAGAUUAGAGGAGGCUGAAGAGAUGGUUAUCAAGAUUAAAAAUGAAGGCGUAUUGCUCGAUUCCUUUAUCUAUAAUUUAUUAAUUAAUGCAUAUGGAUGUAUGGGACUACUUGAUAGUGCAUUUGGUGUUCUCAGGCGCAUGUUUGGUACUGGUUGUGAGCCUUCUUAUCUAACAUACUCCAUCCUAAUGAAGCAUCUAGUGAUUGAAAAACAUAAGAAGGAAGGAAGCAAUCCCGUGGGGCUUGAUGUAAGUUUAACAAAUAUCUCUGUUGAUAAUACAGAUAUAUGGAGUAAAAUUGAUUUUGGAAUCACAACUGUGCUCUUUGAGAAAAUGGCAGAAUGUGGCUGUGUGCCUAAUCUUAACACUUACAGCAAGCUUAUUAAUGGACUUUGCAAAGUGGGACGCUUGAAUGUAGCCUUCAGUUUGUACCAUCAUAUGAGGGAAGGGGGAAUCUCUCCCUCUGAAAUUAUUCAUAAUUCUCUUCUAAGUAGUUGUUGCAAGUUGGGAAUGUUUGGGGAAGCAGUGACAUUGUUAGAUUCUAUGAUGGAGUGUAGUCAUUUAGCACAUCUAGAAUCCUAUAAGCUUCUUAUUUGUGGUCUGUUUGAACAAAUGAACAAAGAGAAGGCUGAAGCUGUUUUUUGUAGUUUACUACGAUGUGGGUAUAAUUAUGAUGAAGUGGCUUGGAAAGUUCUGAUUGAUGGCUUAGCUAAGACUGGAUAUGUUGAUCAAUGCUCAGAAUUGCUGAAUCUAAUGGAGAAGAAUGGCUGUCGUUUACAUCCUGAGACAUACUCUAUGUUAAUGCAGGAACUGAAUAGAGCUUAACAAAAUUGAUAGGUUAUUUUGCCCUGGAAUGGAAUUGGUGGAAAGGGGCUUCCCAUUGAUAUAUUUUUUUACUCUGUAUAAGGUUGUACAAAUAGAAUGCCUGAAAUUUUGUAAUACAUUCUGAAGAAACUCACUCUGUCUCAGCAAGUGAGCUGCAAACAGUUCUUUUCUUCAAAUGCGGUAACACUUCAUGGUCAGAGCCAAUGGUAAUUGUGACAGCCACACAGGUUGAGAACAAACGGCAGAAUAUUGAGAUUUGAGAGGCAAGUGACUACCUAUAUUAUUUCUUACAUUGCAUUCCUUUAUUCAUAUCACCUAAUGCCUCUAAUACAGAUACGUAAUUUAGUUUCACAGUUUAUCUCAGACAUUUUGGUUCA
Messenger RNA from Glycine soja, 3168 nucleotides. Its product is annotated as pentatricopeptide repeat-containing protein At5g65560. NCBI's taxonomy places the organism in Eukaryota, Viridiplantae, Streptophyta, Magnoliopsida, Fabales, Fabaceae. Bases 113 to 2791 code for a protein of 892 amino acids. The transcript has a single exon. Gene Ontology annotation, molecular function: protein binding. The record is from RefSeq and is a predicted model, not a curated record.